Cryptomeria japonica (Japanese cedar) is the source of this 783-nucleotide messenger RNA. Its product is annotated as probable pectate lyase 6. Lineage: Eukaryota; Viridiplantae; Streptophyta; Pinopsida; Cupressales; Cupressaceae. The record is from RefSeq and is a predicted model, not a curated record. Gene Ontology annotation, molecular function: pectate lyase activity. The coding region runs from base 1 to 783 and encodes 260 amino acids. The transcript has 2 exons.
AUGAUCAUUACUCUUCGAAAGCAGAUGUGGGUUUAUAGCCACACUACAAUUGAUGGUCGAGGUGCUAGAGUCAUCCUCACUGGGAAACCCAUGAUUCUUCCCGAGGCUCGUAAUGUUAUUCUUCAUAAUUUUCAGAUCAGUGGUGUAAGAGAGAGUGAUACAAUUCAUAUCUUCUCUGGCACAAGACAAGUGUGGGUUGAUCAUGUAACCUCAUUUGAUGCCAAAUUAGGGUUGGUUUCUGUAGUUCAAGGGGCCACUGAUGUCACCAUCUCAAACUGUCACCUUUCUAAUAAAAAUUUCAACAUGCUGUUGGGAGCUUCAGAUAACGAUGUCAUUGAUCAAAAGCUCAGAGUUACAGUGUAUAGAAAUUGGUUCAAGGAUUCACGACAACGUAUGCCUCAUUGCAGGUGGGGAUAUUGUCAUGUUGUGAACAAUUACUAUAGCAAUUGGGAAUAUUAUGCCAUUGGAGGACGAGUGCAUGCUAAGGUUUAUUCAGAAAGCAAUGUGUUUUAUGCUGGGAAAAGAAGGGAGAUCACUCCAUGGUAUCAUUCCCAUGGUUCUAGCUUGGAUACAACAUCUGCAAUUCAAUCUAUUAAUGAUCUCUUUCUAAAUGGUGCUACAUUCCAUCAAUUUCUUGAUUAUGGAAAAUUAAAUCGCCCUCAUUAUAGGCAUCAUGCAAAGUAUCCUCCUGUCCUUCCAACAAGCAAGGUUACUAAUCUUGUUAAAACUUGUUCUGGAGCUCUUCAUGGUAGAUGGAUUAAUGUUUGUAAACGCGUAAGAUAA